AUGCCGCAUGACAACUUGUCAGACGACGAUGACGAGAAAUACGCAUCCUCGGAAGACUCGGACUUCGCCCCUGAAGAGGCGCCAGAGCAGGCGUCGGCCUCUCUCGAUUCCGAGGCAGACUCCGAGGGCGAGGCCGACGACAGAGCGGUCGGGUCGACAGCCAGAAAGCGACAGGCAGACGGAGAUGUCGAUGGCCAAGACGAGGGCUAUGAUAACUCGGGAGAUGAAGCCAUUAUUCAAAAAGGCCGCAAGCGACAAAGAAAGCGUAGGGAUGCGGGUGUUGGGUCCGAUGACGAUGCCCAAGCUCAUGGUGGCUUGAUCAAGACCAGGAGGCAACGGGCCGAAGAGAAAGCGGAGCGAAAAGUGGCAGCCAUUGAGGGCAAAGUCACGGUCGAUGUCGACGCCCUGUGGGAGCAAAUGGUGUCGGGAAACCCCAUGAUACCGAAGUCGUCCGAAGAAAGCAAAGCACCCGAGUCUCCGAAUGGCAAACGCAAGAUUCCAGCCGGAAACAUGCAGGAUGGCGGAGUGCCCAACGAGGAUCCCUCCGAGACGAUCCUCAUCAAGCGCACCUACAACUUUGCCGGCCAGGUCCACACAGAAGAGAAAAUUGUCGGUCGCGACUCUGCCGAAGCCAAGUUGUACCUCGCUUCUCACGGCGGCCAAGUUCCCCUCGAAACAUCUCCGGCGAAACGCGCAACCAAGAAGGCGUUUCGCUCCGCCUUUGAGCCCAUCGUCGAGGUCGGUCCCGGUCGCACGGAUCUCGACCUCGGCGUCGCCGCGAUGGCGCACGCGGCCAAGGAAGCGCAGGCGAAGAAGUUGAACACGGUGGAGAAGAGCCGGAUGGAUUGGGCUGGUUACGUGGACAAGGAGGGUAUCAAGGACGAGCUGGAGCUCGCGAGCAAGUCCAAGGAGUCGUACAACGCGCGGUCGGACUUUCUGGCGAGAAGCGAAGCGAUACGAGGCGAAGAGGAAAAGAGGGCAAGGGUGGCGGCCAGAGCAUGA
Drechmeria coniospora is the source of this 1002-nucleotide messenger RNA. Its product is annotated as SWR1-complex protein 5. The coding region runs from base 1 to 1002 and encodes 333 amino acids. The record is from RefSeq and is a predicted model, not a curated record. The transcript is spliced from 2 exons. Lineage: Eukaryota; Fungi; Ascomycota; Sordariomycetes; Hypocreales; Ophiocordycipitaceae.